Moneuplotes crassus is the source of this 1833-nucleotide messenger RNA. NCBI's taxonomy places the organism in Eukaryota, Ciliophora, Spirotrichea, Euplotida, Euplotidae. The record is from the annotation of a GenBank genome assembly.
AUGGUCUCACACACAGCCUGAGUCUGGAAAGAAUACAUGAUUAUUUUUGGUGGUAAAGAAGCCCCUACUGAUAGUGAUGAUGAAGGUAAUAAGCGUAGCAAAGAAGAAAAAUGCUCUAAUGAUGUUUCGUUUUAUAAUUUGAAUUCGAAGACAUGGAUCCAACCAAAGAUUAGUGGCCCACUCCCAACACCAAGAUAUGGUCAUACCGCUUGUAUGUACAAGGAUUAUAUGAUUAUUGAUGGAGGCUGGAGUGGCAGGAAAGUUCUGAAAGAUACCUCAGUAUUGGAUCUAUCACAAGGAAUUAUUGACGCUAAAUAUGUAUCCCUCAAGGAUAUUAUGCCAGCUGAUCAUGAUAACAUUAAGUUGAGGGAUGAAGAUAGAUAUUGCCCUCCAAAGAGACACUUCCACUCAGCAAAUAUUAUUGGCAAUAAGAUGUAUAUUUUUGGAGGAGGGGAUGGUAAAAGAUGGAACAAAUCUUUAUACAUCUUAGAUCUAGAGACCUCAGAAUGGUACAAACCAAGAACUAAUGGCUUAUCUCCAUCUGGAAGACUCCAGCAUACCUCCUUUGUAUAUCAAGAGAAGCUUUACAUUUUCGGGGGAGAACCUGAAACACCGUCAUUAUUAAAUGACAUGUACUGAAUAGAUAUGGACACAUUCGCAUGGACCCGGAUAGAUUUAGGAUCUUUGAGCCUAUCAACUGCAAGCAUUAUUCCAAACUCUGAAGAUAUGAAGAAUAAAAAGCUAUCAGUCAGCAUAACUCCAAGAGUGGCAUCAGGAAGCAUUGUUGCCAAAGACCAUGUCUUUAUUUUUGGAGGUUAUGAUGGAGGAAAGUGGCUAAAUGAUUUCUUAGCCAUCAACCUGAACACUCAUGAAACCAAGAUGGUUAACUACGCGGAAGAAGUCCAAAGUAGAUGAAGGCACUCCAUGAUUCUCCACAAGGCUGAAGACAAAUGCAAUGCUGUUAUUUAUGGAGGAACUGAUGGGAAUAAGGUUUUGAGUGAUGUCUGUAGCAUUGAAAUCCCAGACGACUUAGAGUCAAAGACUAGAGAAGAGAAUGAAACUGCUCAGAACGAUGUUGAAGAUAAGAAUUCCCAAACUUCUGACAACCAGACCGAGAAACAAGAUUAUUCUUCCCUCUUUGGAGAUAAGAAGUAUGCAGAUCUUGCUUUUAAGGUCAAAGAUGAAUAUAUUCCAGCUCAUAGCGUUAUUUGUGCUAUAAAAUCACCCUUUUUAAAGGAUAAAAUUGAUAGCUCGUUUGCAGCGAGUGAGAACUCUGGUAGAAAUCUGUCAAGUUCAAGCAAAUCGUUAAUUGACAUGAUACCAAUAAUUCCAGCUGAGACAGAGACUUGCGACCAGAGUUUGAACGAUAUCGGGGAGAAAUUAAACAAAGAAAAUGGAGAAGAACAGGAUGAACAUAAUGUUGAUGAUAAGAAAGAAUCUUUAUGAGAUGGAUAUCUGAAGACUAAGAAGAUCGUAGAAAUAAAUGAGUUUUCAGGAGAAACCUUGAAGAACAUCCUUGAAUAUAUUUAUGGUAAAGAGACUACUCUUUCCUCUAAGGCUGCACUAGAAUUGAUCAUUCAAGAAGAUAGUAGCCUUAACAUAAAAGAUUUGACUUUGAAAGCAGAAAAGCAGGUAUCAGAGUUAUUCACUCCUAAAGAAGAUAAUACUACGAACACACCUAGUGACAUAAUUCAGUUGAUCUCAGAAGAUAUGAAUAUAUCAGUGACUCAUAUACUAAAGCUACAUAGCUUAGCUGAGAAAUGCAACAACGCAGAUCUGAAGCAACAGCUUUUGCUUUACAUGACUCAAAACUUUGAGCUUAAGAAAAAAUAA